This is a messenger RNA of Scleropages formosus (Asian bonytongue), 1895 nucleotides long. It is a transcript of the gene wdr74, whose product is annotated as WD repeat domain 74. Gene Ontology annotation, biological process: ribosomal large subunit biogenesis. Gene Ontology annotation, molecular function: protein binding. The record is from RefSeq and is a predicted model, not a curated record. NCBI's taxonomy places the organism in Eukaryota, Metazoa, Chordata, Actinopteri, Osteoglossiformes, Osteoglossidae. Bases 65 to 1204 code for a protein of 379 amino acids. Gene Ontology annotation, cellular component: preribosome, large subunit precursor; nucleolus. The transcript is spliced from 10 exons.
CGGGUCUAUUUCCGGUGGAACAGUUUCUUCGCUGAAGUGGAGUUUCUUUCUGAACUUGUCUGUAAUGGCAGAGAAGAGUCGCGUGUGCAGCGUAUGGGUUGGUUCGGAAACGGGGAUUUUAAAAGGGGUCAGCCUGGCCAAAAAACAGGCCUUCAACUUCUGCGAAAUGAGCCAUCUGAGCCGAGAGCAGGAGGUGUGCGUGCUGUGCUGGGGUGACGUUCACGAGACAGAGGUGCUGCUGGGUUGUGCCAACGGAGAGGUGAAGACCUUCAGCACAGAGAAGGGUGUUUUCACAGAGACACGGCUGUGCGGUCAGAUCGACGAGGGCAAGUUCACCGGACUCGCUGUUGUGGACAGUGCACUGGUCACUUCUGUUGAGUCUGGGCUGGUCAAGGUCUGGAAGGAAGGCAGCACUGACACAGUUGAGAUCAACGCGGGGAAGAGUGUAUGUCGCAUGCGACAGAAUCCAGCACAGCGCCACCGCGUGGGAACAGGGGGGAAGGAGAACGGACUCAAAGUGUGGGACCUAGAGAGACCUGACACCCCCGUCUUCACAGCCAAGAAUGUUCGCAACGACUGGCUCGACCUGCGUGUGCCAGAGUGGGUGAGAGACUUGGCGUUCGUCCCCGACUCGGAUAAGAUUGUCACCUGCACAGGACACCACCAGGUGCGAGUGUAUGACCCCGCCACCCCUCAGAGGCGGCCAGUCCUGGAGACCCAGUUUGGGGAGUACCCACUCACCGCUCUCUCCCUGCCCGCCAGCCCAGUAAGCGUCGUCGUGGGCAACACGCAGGGACAAAUGGCCGUGUUGGACCUGAGGAAAGGCCUGGUGUGCGGCAGCCUGAAAGGGCUGGCUGGUGGAGUGCGGGAGUUGCAGUGCCACCCCUCCCUCCCCCUGGUGGCCUCAUGCGGCCUGGACCGCUUCCUGCGGGUGCAUAGUCUGGAAGACCGCUCUGUGCAGCACAAGGUGUAUCUGAAGUCCCGAUUGAAUUGUUUGCUUCUGUCCAGCAAAGACCCGCAGGAGUGUCCUGCCACGCACCAGGGAGAUGAGGCAGUAAAAGAGGAAGAGCACGGGGGCGAAGAUGAGGUGUGGGACGCCAUGGAAACGGUGACGGAGAAAGCGAGCCAAAGGAGGAAAGCCACGGAAGGUUUUAGAGACGGAGCAGAAAAGAUGGCCAUAAAGAAGAAGAAAGUGAAGAAGUGAUGGCGGAAGACAGCGAGACUGGACAGAACAGCAUCUUUCGACAGAUGGGGGCAGAGUGGCGGGACCUCAACCCUGCUUGGUGCUUGAAUGCAAGCCCAUGGGACAAAUAGUGUCUCACAUCCAUCACGGUUUGCUUUACAGAUGAGUUAUCUGUGCGCCUACAUGUAACAGUCCUCAUGUGCCCCGUCCGGUUUGUCCCUGCUCACCUGGCUGCAGGAAUGAAGCAGAACAUCGGACAGAUUUAUGCCACAGCUGCAGAAAAUGGUUUCCCCCGACUGGUUGAAUUUAAUAAACAAGUGAACAUCUCUGGAGUGUUUUCAAAGCAAACUGUUGGUGUCAUGGAUGUCAGAUCACUUGAACUUGAACAUGAUUAGGUUGUGGUGCUAGAGUUCAACCAAGUUUGUUACAGUGAAGCUUUGAGUCCUUGAAGGCGCCCUGGUGUUUUACCUUUUACAGGCGGGCCUAUGACAUCGUGGUAUAAGUGGGCAAAAUUUUACAGUUCAAAUAUGUGUUUCUGUUUUUUUAUGUAAGACCUUAGUAUAUGUACACUGUCGAUACAGUAUUUCGUUUGCAUGUCUCACUCGUGCCCCCUGGUGGACUGCAGUGGAACAAAUGGCACCCCUGACACUUCCAUACUCUCUGUGCGCUUAAAAUGUAUAGUUCAUUUUGAAUUAUCAUAUUUUUAAAAUAG